UGGUCCGCUACUCAUCGCGUCACUUCCACCAAAACAAACCCGAAGCAGCUGACAGAGCGAACGGGGUCUGAAACUUUCAGAAACUGGGAACUGUGUUUUCAACACCCUGGGAGUUUGAAGAUGAACACCGCCCUGAAGCAGUGGAAGGAGGCGGCCACUCUUAUCCUCGCCGCGGGCCGCAGGCUCGGUGCGGACAGCUUGUCGUCAAGGACACCGCCGGAAAGCGGCGCGGCGGCGCGCAGCUCCCGCUUCGACUACGACGUGUUGCUGCUGAAGCGAAGCGCCAAGAGCUCCUUUAUGCCCAACGCGUAUGUUUUCCCAGGAGGGAUGGUGGACUCUGCGGACUUUUCCAGCGAUUGGUUAGACGUGUUUCGAUCUUUUCUUAAUUGCCCUGGUUUUGGGUUGAGGAGCGUCAGUCAGCCGGCGGAGACCAGACCCCCGAUCUUCGGCACAAACCGAUUAAAACUGGGCUCUCCCAUCCCGGGGGAGGUGGCCCUGCGAAUCUGCGCCGUCAGGGAGACUUUCGAGGAAUCGGGAGUGUUGCUGGUUGUGCCGAAAAAGGAAGAGGAGCGGCUGAUAAAUAGCUCCCAGGACACGUUUUGCAGUCGGCAUCACUCGGAACACAAGCUGCGCGGUGACGAGCUUUCCAGGUGGAGGGCUCUGGUGAACCAGAACCCGUCCAACUUCAUCAGGAUGUGCCGGGAGCUGGAGGUGCUGCCCAACAUCUGGGCUUUACACGAGUGGGCCAACUGGCUGACCCCCAGCGGCAGAUAUGGGAGGACCAGGUUCGACACGGCCUUCUUCAUGUGCUGUUUGCAGGAGAUGCCGAGCGCCCUGGAAGAUGAUAAGGAAAUUGUGCGCUUUCAGUGGUCCACACCCCCAGAGGUCCUGCAGAGCUACCAGGCCCGGCAGCUUUGGAUUGCUCCUCCACAGUUCUACGAGCUUAGCCGGAUGUGCCGCUUCCCGCUGCUGAAUGACCUCCACAGCUUCGCCCACCAGCGGGCCACAGAGGGCUGCGAUCAGUGGUUGCCUGUCGUCGUCCUACAAGACGAGCACCACAUUUCCCUGCUCCCAGGUGACAAACUUUAUCCACUGGACUCCUCGAGCCGGGCAGAGGGUGAUCACACCAAAGACUCUCCGUUGGAGGAUCCACCAGAUGCGUCUGAGCUGCACCGCUUAGUGAUGUCAGACCCUUACACCAUAACCCUGCAGAUCACUGUCAAACCCAAGUACAACCACAUCCCCCCUGUUACGGAGCCGGCCUUGGCACAUAUUUUAAAAAGUCAACUAUAACCUGCACUUUUUUUUUUCCUUAAUUUUUCUGCCACAAGUACAAAAAGAGAUUAUUAAUUCUGCUGACAGAAUGUCCUGAUCACUAAUAAAUGCAUCAUGAUUUGUUGGUGUCUUGAUUAUUUUAGAUAAGCUCAUCUUCGGAUGCACUUAUUAGCUCAGGUUGUAGUUUGAAUAUCUUUAAACAAAGCUGAAAUAGUUGUUAACUGCCCAAGCUCCUGCAGGAGCUGUAUUGGAUUUUAUCCAGAUACAAUUUCUUUGGGCUGGAACUACAAAAUAAUUCAGAAUUAUCAGCUGUUACGCUGGCGCAUGUUUGGGGACUUUUUUUUGCAUCAGACUUGAUGCUGAAGCUACUGAUCUUCAUUGGCGUUGCAAUGCAAAGAGAAGCUGCGUGCUCUCAGUUACUCAUUUGCAUUGGCAGCACACUCACAAUGUUUUCACCAUAGCCAUGGUGAUGCAUCAAGUGCCUGUUUAUGUUAUCCAGAAGGAUUCCUCAAGCAGGUGUGAUGGGUGAGGAGAAAACAAUGUACCUUCAUUUAUGGAAAUCAUCUUAAAAUAUGUUUUUGUGUAAAAAAAAUUUGAGUUUUUGUGACAUUUAUGUUGCUUAAGCUUAUACCUCAUGCACAGGUUGGAAGUAAGCAUUUGUCUGGUCAUUGUAAGAAGCUUGUCCUGUUUUUGCAAUGCUUGUAUACCAUUUUGUUCAAACUAUAGCUUAAUUUUCAACAAUUUAUCAUUUUAGUUUUUAUUUUCAUUUUCAUUUUACAAAGUAAAGCAACAUUGAUGUAAGAUAUUGAUUUUGACCUAAAUUAGCUUCACAGCAGAAACAAAAUAAUCUUGUCAAAUAACAAUGGGCAAAAUUGUGUUGUGAAGAAAAACAUUGUUGUGCUAAUUUGGGUUUAUGUUUUCAUUUUUCCACAGUUUUUUCCAUGAUAGCAUCAGUAACUGCUGUGAUGAAGUUUAAAAAUGUGAAUAAACCCAUUUACCCUGUUCUGUUAGGCAGUUCUAGUGGAUUAACCUAUUUAAUUAAAGGCACCUUUUAGUUUUGGAGGGAAAUUCUGUUUUCGUGCAUCUUUGUCUUCAGUUUUUAAGUGUAUUCCAACACUCUCUUGUACCAAAUAUGCCAAAGUGGAUUAAAGUAGCAUCUUCUCCUA
Molecule: messenger RNA, 2441 nt
Organism: Fundulus heteroclitus (mummichog)
Lineage: Eukaryota; Metazoa; Chordata; Actinopteri; Cyprinodontiformes; Fundulidae
Gene: nudt19
Product: nudix (nucleoside diphosphate linked moiety X)-type motif 19
Exons: 3
Coding region: 121-1293 (390 amino acids)
Cellular component (GO): mitochondrion
Molecular function (GO): hydrolase activity, acting on acid anhydrides, in phosphorus-containing anhydrides
Source: RefSeq, a predicted model, not a curated record